AUGGCUUACUAUGGAAAUGGUAAAGGACGUACGAGGAACCACCAUAACAGUUUCGAUAGGGAUGAACCCAACGGCUUCAAAAAUCCACAGUAUGGUCCACAUGUGCAGCUAAUCGAUGCGAACUGGGAGCGACAAGUGACGGCAAAAUUGGAUGAGUUUUUGAAUGGCAAUACGACAGAGCUUUGUUUUCCUCCAAUGGAACGUCCGGAGCGGCGUCGUUUGCACGAGUUGGCUAGACGAAAAGGCCUGCAAACAUCUAGCGAGGGCAGGGAGCCCAACCGGCGAUGUGUCGUUCAUCGGCGUCCGGUUCCACGAUUGGCAGCUGUUGGUGCAAACGAAACACAACCAAUUCGACUGACUCCCGAAAUUCGAGAGACGUUGUCGCGGUUCAUUUCUCAGUAUCCCAUAUAUGGUUCGGCCAUAGAACGACAUGUCACCGCCCCGAAAGCUCGAGAUCGCUCUCAGCGAGACAUGAGUAACAGGGAACGUCCCGAAAUGCUUGUGCCGCAACGAAGUAACAGCAGUACAGAAAUGCAGCAGCAGCGGAAGAUGCUUCCUGCGUAUAGACAGCGAGAUGAUGUACUGCGUGCUAUCAAUGACCACAAAGUUGUGUUGAUCACGGGUGGCACUGGUUGCGGAAAAACCACACAGGUGCCACAAUUUCUGCUUGAGCAUGCAUCAGAAAAUAAUCAGCCGCUGCGAAUUGUGUGUACUCAACCGCGCAGGCUUCCAGCAAUAGCUGUAGCAAAUCGGGUGGCUAGGGAACGUGGAGAAAGCCUUGGAUCAACUGUUGGUUAUCACAUUCGCCUAGAGCAGAGAACUUCACCUCAAACCGUCCUCACGUAUUGCACUAGUGGUGUUCUGCUGAGAAUGCUAACACAAGAUGAUGCAGCUCGUGAUAUAUCCCACAUCAUUCUUGACGAAAUACAUGAACGAGAACAAAAUACCGAUUAUUUGUUGAUAGCAUUGAAGCAGGCACUGAAAAAACGGAACGACUUAAAGGUAAUAUUGAUGUCAGCUACUAUGGAAGGAAACUUGAAGCUUUUCACUAAAUAUUUUGUGUGA
Molecule: messenger RNA, 1065 nt
Organism: Cooperia oncophora
Lineage: Eukaryota; Metazoa; Nematoda; Chromadorea; Rhabditida; Trichostrongylidae
Source: the annotation of a GenBank genome assembly